AUGGAGACCGUGAGGAGCGAGUCUGUGCGGUCCGAGGAUGACCUCGAAUCGGGCGAGCGGCAUGCCGCGCCGCCGCACAUCGGCGUCAGCGCCCUCGGCCCCGUGGGCCCGCGCCAGCAGCUGCUCCGCAUGGAGUGCAUGAGCGCACGGCACACGCGGCAGCUGCUCGGCGGCCUGGCGGUGGCGCGCAACGUGACCACGCUGCUGAUGGUUGCGCUGCUCGUGCUGCGGCUCAAGCCGCUGGAGGAUGGCGCCCAGUACUUCUGCAGCGAGAGCUCCAACGCAGUCAACGCCGCAUUCGGCGCGCUGACCGCGGCCGCCGCGCUGCUCGUCGCGGCGGCGGCCGCGCGGCAGGUGCUGCUGUCGCUGUGCGCGCGGCUGGUUUGGACAGCGCGGCGCCGGACGGUCGUCGCCCGCCACGCGCUGCAGUUGGCCGCCACCUUUAUCGGCACCUGCUGCUUCCUGGCAGCCAACGCCAUCGCGCUCGCCCCCGGCCCCGCGCCCUGCGGCGCGCCCGCCGCGCGGCACGCGGUCCACUGGCUGUCGUUCGUGCGGUGGAGCUGCAUCAACGUGUUCAUGGCGUCGCUACUGGUUGGCGCACACAACACGUGCAUACUGGACGGCCGGCCCACCCAGCCGUCCGAGGGCGGCGGCGGCGGCGGCGGGGCCGGGGCGGACGAGCGCGCGCGGGCGGCCGGCGAACCGGGCGGAGCGCCGGGCGGGCAGUCGAUGGAGGGGCCGCAGCGCGGCGGGGCGCCGGCGCCAGCAGGGCCGGAUCGGAAGUUGGACGGUCAUAUGAAGCAGCGGGACGCACCGCUGGACGAUGCCAUGCCAGGAAUUCAACAGAUGUGGCGGCGGCUGGGCUUUGCGUAG
Molecule: messenger RNA, 873 nt
Organism: Monoraphidium neglectum
Lineage: Eukaryota; Viridiplantae; Chlorophyta; Chlorophyceae; Sphaeropleales; Selenastraceae
Exons: 4
Coding region: 1-873 (290 amino acids)
Source: RefSeq, a predicted model, not a curated record